AUGAGCAUCGAACACCGGCGCUCUUGCACUGGCUCUGCGCCCCACGUCGCCAAGAGACUUUACGCCACCAUCGUUCUCUUUAUUGGCAUCAUAUGUAUAUUCGCAGGCUAUUUGUUAGGGCGGAUGGCUCGGAACGAGGUGAAGCGAACUAACGACAUCGUGUCUAUCAACCUGACGAUCACUGCCGACAAUUUGUACAAAAGAUCAAAACGUGUACUGCCUAAGGCCGUCCAUCAUAACGAUUCCGAGAAAGUUGCAGCAAGAAUACUAGAAGCGUUUAACUGUAGUCAGAGCGAAUGUGGAACUAUGACUAACUACAAUGUCGCCGACUUAGUUAAGAACUGUAUAACUAUUGAAGUGUCAAAAUUAAUUAGGUCAAUUAACAACGUCUCUCUAUAUUUGGACUCGCUUAGAUGA
This is a messenger RNA of Parnassius mnemosyne (clouded apollo), 417 nucleotides long. The record is from the annotation of a GenBank genome assembly. Lineage: Eukaryota; Metazoa; Arthropoda; Insecta; Lepidoptera; Papilionidae.